CGCAGUGGUAUCGCCAAGGAUCAAGAGGUCAAAGGUAACACGACACGAAUGAUCACUCCCAGUGCAACGGGAACGACAACAACUAGAGCUGCUUUGUUGUUUUUUCAAGGACAGGAGUUGGUACACGCCUACAGCUCAGAUUCUGAAGAUCAACAUUAACAAAUAAAACCAUGAGUGCCCCAGUCAAGGAUGUCACCAUCCCAGAAGAUGCACCUUCUGACUUACUGCUGAACAAACAUGCUGACUUCAUCGCUCUGUAUGGUGCCAAGAAGGACGACUAUGAGUACUGUAUGACAGAGUACCUGCGGCUGAGUGGGAUGUACUGGGGACUGACGACCAUGGACCUGCUGGGUCAGCUGGAGAGGAUGGACCGUCAGCAGGUUGUGGAGUUCGUGGCGGCGUGUCAGCACGACUGCGGGGGAUUUGGCGCCAGUCUGGGACACGAUCCUCAUCUCCUCUAUGCACUCAGUGCUGUUCAGAUCCUGACCCUGUAUGAUGCCUUAGAUGCAGUAAAUGUGGACAAACUUGUGGAGUUUGUGUCCAACUUACAACAGCCUGACGGAUCCUUUUUUGGUGACAAAUGGGGUGAAGUGGACACCAGGUUUUCCUUCUGUGCUGUGGCCUGUCUGAAACUAUUGGACAAGCUGAGUGCUAUUGACCUUGAAAAGGCCACCAAGUUUGUUCUCUCCUGUAUGAACUUUGAUGGCGGUUUUGGGUGCAGACCAGGGUCUGAAUCACACUCUGGACAGAUCUACUGCUGUGUUGGGUUCCUGGCAGUGACGGGGCAGCUUCACCAUGUCAACGCUGACUUACUGGGCUGGUGGCUGUGUGAGAGACAACUCCCAUCAGGAGGUUUGAAUGGUCGGCCAGAGAAACUGCCUGAUGUGUGUUACUCCUGGUGGGUCCUGGCAUCGCUGAAGAUGAUUGGUCGGCUGCACUGGAUCGACAAGGACAAGCUGCGGACGUUCAUCCUGGCCUGUCAGGACGAGGAGACGGGAGGGUUCGCAGACCGACCAGGAGACAUGGUGGAUCCCUUCCACACCCUGUUUGGGAUUGCCGGCCUAUCUCUACUGGGGGCUGCUGAGGUGAAGACUGUCAACCCUGUCCUGUGUAUGCCUGAGGACACACUCAGGAGAAUAAACCUCCACAUCGAACUUCUGUCUAGCUAGAACGGCACAGGCGUUGAAUGGCCAAGUAGUUAGGUCAGUGGACAUAAAACUUAGAGGUCAUGGGUAAGAUUCCUGGCAAGACGUUGUGUCCUUGGGAAAGGCACUUAACAUGACUUUAUUCACUCCACCCAGUUAAAAAAUGUGUUCCUGACUUCAGUUUGGGUGGUGAAAGCUGGUAGAAGGAGAGAGAUGGGCGCUGCCUUAUAAAUUAUAGUUAUAAUACUUUGUCCUAGACACAGUGGAUUUACAACCAGCUUCUCCUACAGCCUCAAAAAGGCUUUGGAACUACAAAUGUACCUUUACCUGUAGUAGCUAGAGUGUAGAAUUUCUAGCAGUGAAGUUUAAAUCAAAGUUUACUAAGAAGAACAUGUAUGAGGAUGUUAGUUAGCAUGACGUAAGAAGUGAAUUUAUCUGUUGUGACUCUUAUAAUCCAUGUGAAAUGUAUACUGCUGCUGUGAUGUAUUAAUUCUUCCUAAAAGACAGCACAUACGAAGUCUGUUGUAAGACAGCAACUUGUAUUUAUGUUAAGCAUGUGUGUAAGGCUGGCACCAAUUUGUGAAAGAAAUGUUGCAUUUCU
Branchiostoma belcheri (Belcher's lancelet) is the source of this 1746-nucleotide messenger RNA. Its product is annotated as geranylgeranyl transferase type-2 subunit beta-like. NCBI's taxonomy places the organism in Eukaryota, Metazoa, Chordata, Leptocardii, Amphioxiformes, Branchiostomatidae. The record is from RefSeq and is a predicted model, not a curated record. Gene Ontology annotation, molecular function: Rab geranylgeranyltransferase activity. The transcript has 10 exons. Bases 171 to 1169 code for a protein of 332 amino acids. Gene Ontology annotation, biological process: protein geranylgeranylation. Gene Ontology annotation, cellular component: Rab-protein geranylgeranyltransferase complex.